Zygosaccharomyces rouxii is the source of this 1002-nucleotide messenger RNA. RefSeq names its product ketopantoate reductase family protein. Bases 1 to 1002 code for a protein of 333 amino acids. NCBI's taxonomy places the organism in Eukaryota, Fungi, Ascomycota, Saccharomycetes, Saccharomycetales, Saccharomycetaceae. The record is from RefSeq and is a predicted model, not a curated record. Gene Ontology annotation, biological process: pantothenate biosynthetic process. Gene Ontology annotation, molecular function: 2-dehydropantoate 2-reductase activity. The transcript has a single exon. Gene Ontology annotation, cellular component: cytoplasm.
AUGACAAAAGAAAGCGUGUUAUUGGUGGGUUCAGGUGGCGUUGGUACCAUGGCAGCAUUCGCACUGGAGUACUCAGGUAAAGCCGCUGUUACAAGUGUUUUAAGAUCAGAUUACGCGAAGGUGACUGAUAAGGGUUUUACUAUUGAUUCAUGUGAUUACGGGCAUGUUGAAGGUUUCAAGACUACUCACAUAGUUAACAGCGUAGAAAAGGCUAAACAGUUUGGACCAUUUGGAUAUAUUGUUGUUACUACAAAGAACAUCCCAGACGUCACAGAUAUCACGGAAGUUAUAGCUCCUGUAGUGACAUCUGAUUCAACGAUCGUUUUAAUUCAAAAUGGUAUCGGUAUUGAACGUAUGCUUUUCAAGAAAUUUCCUAAAAAUAUCGUUCUUAGCGGUGUAAGCUUGAUUCAAUCCAUUAACAGGAACGGAUAUGUGGAGCAUACAACACAGGACAUUCUCAAGCUAGGGUAUUUUUACAACUCAGCUUUGAGCAAAGAUUUACAGGAAAGUUCCUGUAGAAAGUUUAUCGACUUGUACAGCAAUGAAAAAGUCGAUUGUGAAUAUGAUGAGGAUGUUAAAUUUUCUAGAUGGAGGAAAUUAGUUUAUAACGCAUGUCUUAACCCUAUCUGUGCGUUGACUGGUGUUGAUGUUGGUAGAUUAGAAUUGUUCGGUGGUAUUGAUAAUAUUAUUAGGGCUUCUAUGAGGGAAAUAAUUAAAAUAGCUAAAUCCGAUGGUGUUACACUUCCAGAAGACGUUAUUGAAUUUAUGAUUAGAUGUGAUGAUCCAAUCUAUUUUAAACCCUCUAUGUUGGUCGAUGUGGAGAAGCAAAAUUUCAUGGAAAUUGAAGUUAUCUGUGGAAACCCUUUAAGAAUUGCAAAGGAGAACGGCGUUGAGGUUCCUAAUUUAUCUCUCACCUACGCACUUCUGAGAGUUGUUCAAUCUAAAUUGAAAGAAGAAAAGGGAUUGAUCACUGUCCCUAAAGAAAGACCAGCUCCUAAGUGA